This is a messenger RNA of Pocillopora meandrina, 4979 nucleotides long. Lineage: Eukaryota; Metazoa; Cnidaria; Anthozoa; Scleractinia; Pocilloporidae. The record is from the annotation of a GenBank genome assembly.
AUGGGGCGAUUUUUGCUUACAGUUUUGGCUCUUUGCACCCUAAAUGCGUCUGUGCAUGGGAAAGCUAUUGUGAGUCCUAGAAAACAGGCUGAGCUUAUGGUAAGUGGAGUUCAAAUCUUAAUACUUCGUAUUAUAUAUAUCAGGGAAUAAACUCUUUUUGUCGCCUAUAUUGCACGUGUAAAUCCUGAUAAUGAUAUUUGUAUUGCAACUACUGGCUUCUUAGGAACAUUAGAAAUUUUAUCUGCGACACAAAGCUAUCGUUUGUAAAUUGUUAGCGGUGUAAUCCUUCGGUGGUUUCUCCUUCAACUUCGCCUAUCACGUACGAGUAAUUGACGCCAAGUUGCACUCAUCUACCGCAAGGAAUGCUCAAACAAAACUCACUUUUCCUCAUUAAAUUCCAAGUUUGUGAAACAUCGAAAGAACACGAUAGCACAGAAAGGGAUGGAAGUGUUCACAAUCUACCACUGUGAUGGUAUGCAAACCUCGACUCGCAAUUCGCACGCGACUCUAUCAACAAUAAAUGAAUAACUAUAAAUAACACUUUAAUCGCAAGAAUCAAGAAUAACAUCUCCCAGUAAGUUUCCUUUGAGCUUAUUGUGGCACUGCAAUACACAUGAGAACAUAAGCUUCCGCAAUUCAAAUUGAUUGCCACCUCCAGGCAGAAAUGUUGUCAUUUUGCGGCAUCAAUUGACAUGCAAAAUUCCCGUUGUGUCGACUGAAUAUGUUUUAAUUAUUUCCACAAAACCCAAAAAAGGUUAUCAUAAAAGACAUUUGGAAUUUUCCGCAGACUUGUUAACGGAAGUGACCCGAUCGAAACCAAGACAGAGUUUGGCUUGAACCGAUGGAGUCACCUAACAAACUGGGAUAUUUCAAUUUUUCCCCUUUUUUAUAUUUUCAUCAUUAGAUACUAAUACUGCGAUAUUUUAUUUUAUUUUUUGAACUAAUUUCUGCAGGGUUCCUCUUCGAGAUUGUUUCUGUUUCAGACGAACUUACGGUCCUGUUUCAUUAUCUCAGUCUCUUAACUGAAAGGGAAAAAAAAAACCUUUCCAUUUGCUUUAAGGGAAAUUUGCUGUGACGGUAUGAAGAGAAAGCUUACGAGACUGCGAACCUAUUUACAGGGGAUAAAAAGUUUUGUAUGCCGCACAGUUAUGAUACAUUUCCAAUGUCGAUGCAAAUGGAAAUUUUAGGUUAUUAUAUUGUGUUCAUAAUAUACAGCAAAUACAUAUUCACCCUGAGUGGUUUGCACUAGAGAAAAGAUCGCGCUUAUGAAUUCCCAUCAGCGCACGCAUGAGAGAGAGAAACACGCGCGUGGAAAAAGAGAAGUUUCCUUUUUCCCAUGCGCGCCCCUAAUACUAGCGUUCUUUUUUUGCAUCAGUCAUUUAGACUUUUUAAAAUUACUUCUUUUCAUAUGCCUUUAUAAGUUCAUACACAUUUACUUCUUUUUUUUUUCUCCCGAAGGAUUACAUGGUAAGGUAUGGAUAUCUGCAUCAACCCGAUCCCAGACUAGAAAAAGAUCUUACCAACGACGAUGUUACAUUGGCCGUGAAAAAUCUCCAACACAUGAGGGGACUGGCAGAGACCGGAAGUCUUCAGGACCCUGACACUGCGGCUCUGGUGGACGUAAAGCGUUGUGCAGUGCCAGACUUUGGGCCAUCGGAUACCGCCAAGAGAAAGCGAAGAUAUGCUGUGCACGGAACGGUAUGGAACAAAAAGGUACGUAUUACUAUCUGUAUGAACACAAUCUUAUAACCACUGUAUCUAUCCCUCAAAAGGCGUCCCCUGUAAAAGUUUUUAAGUCAUUUUUGUGACGUCAUGGUGCAAAACUGUCUAACCCUUGGAUUCCUAGGAUCCAUGUCUCAUUCUCAUCUUUAGCUGUUAUGCAUUUUCUUGUUGAGCAGUUAAAAGUAUGAUUUGCUUUUAUGUCGAGAUGACAUCCUCUGACUAAAAACUCUUCGUUAAUUCGUUUCACCUGCUGCUCAGUAGGGAAGAAAAUCACAAAAAAAUGCCAUAUGAACCCAAGAGUGAAAAAGGAUAGUUAGGAAUAGGGAAGAUAAAAACCGAUUGCUGAGCUAGAACACUUAACUUUGGUUCACCCGGACUUAAAAAGUUGACUACCCAGGGCUUUUUUUAUAUAAAUUAAACUAGAGCUAAACUAUUUCUGGCACUAAUAUGAUAAAAAUAUUUCUUAAUUUCUCCCAACAGCUGUUAACCUACAGAAUCGUCAACUACCCAUCAGCAACCAAGCUUAAAGUUAAAGAAGUCGACGAUACAAUCAGGAAAUCUCUGGAUUCAUGGUCAGCGGUCAGCCAAAUAAAGUUCGAACGCAUAACUGAUAAUAACACAGAAGCAGACAUUAUGAUCAGUUUUGUGACUGGUUACCACGGAGACAGCAGACCAGCGGAUGGGCCCGGGAAAGAGCUGGCACACGCAUUUUUUCCUCUCGAUAACAAAGGUGUGUUUAAACUUCAAAGAAUUUUCAAAUUUACUGAUUCGAAAUGAUGUCUGCCUUUCAACCAUUUUCCGUGAUUUAUCUCGAUAUAUCGAUGUAUGCAAAGAAAAAAACUGUCACCACAGGUAGUCGCUUUAUAGCUGUCGUAUAGCCCCCCCCUCCAUUCCCCAAGAAGAAACGUGUCUCCCUGAGGGAAGAGUUCGGCUGCAAGUAGUCGAAUUGUUUUAACAAUUGAUGUUUCCUUUAAGGUCUGGCAGGCGAUCUUCAUUUUGAUAACGAUGAAGAAUUUGAUAUCAAUGGUAAUCCAACCAAAGUGGAUUUCAACUGGCUCUCGCUACACGAGCUCGGUCAUAGCCUGGGACUAGACCAUUCCUGGCACAUUGACUCUGUCAUGUUCCCGUUUUAUCUGGGUUAUGCUCCAGGUCUGAAACUUGAUAAGGACGAUGUGGAAGGAAUUCAGCAGCUUUAUGGUAAGGACCUGUCUUAACUCGACCACAUCUUAACGUUGUUAGUGCUGGUGGGCAAUACACCUUUGUUUUGCCAUCGAUAUCAUGAUUAUUGCCAUUAUUAUUUCAUAGUCAAUUUUCUUUUAAAUGGAAACACUUUUCUUGUGAUGUGAUGGUAAGGCAAGUAUGUUGUUGUGGUGAUUGCUACCAUCAAUCGACGUAGCAAGUUGUAGACGUAAGAUUAUCAGCGGGUUAAUGCAAACAAACAAAAAACCUUCUUAGCCACGAUGGUAGUUGUGUGGUCGUUCGAAAUUAAAUAUUUUUAAAAAAUCUUUCUUUCCCAAGCUUUUAUCUCCUACCUGUGCCCAAACAAAUUGGCUAUAAUCACAUAGCUUUUCAUCACAUUUGGAAACACUUUUUGAUUUUUUUUUCCAUCUUCACUUUCGUCGAUGUGACAUUUUUUUAACGAUUUUAUUUCCAUCAGGUAAACCAGAAGUGGACCUUGUCACUCCUACUCCCCACACUAAUCCUACACAGCCUCUUGGGAUACCAGAUUUUUGUUCCCUGGAAAAACUUGACGCCAUGGUUAUGAUAAAAGACAAGAAAACGUACGCUUUUAGCGGCGCGUUUUUCACGGAGGUCUCUGAUAAAGGGGCUGGUAAAGUUAAGAAAAUAAAAGACCAUUGGCCAGGACUAGAGGAUGACAUCGACGCUGCAGUUACCAGACGACACAAUGGAUGGACAUACUUUUUCAAGGGCACAAAGUAAGUUAAUAAAUCAUCAGUUUUCAACUGAGAGUCGAGAAUAACCCUUAAUUUCCAUGAUUUUGCUUUACUUCACACUUUGUGAUUAGUUGAGAAAUUUGCGCCAUAUUCUCGACCAAAGAGACGAAAAACUACGGCCAGUCUCGCCUUGAUCGUUCAUGAUUUGCCAUGUCUCAGGCUGUUGCAUGUUGACUUAUUCGGUCAGUAGCGACACUCAACUGGAAAGAAAUCUAUAGAAAUACUCAUACAGUAAAAACCUUGCAUGUUAUGCAAGAGGUGAAUAAUCCUUUGCGCCCGUUGGUUAUACGAGGAGGAUAUCGUCCAGUGGAGCUCGAUCAAAUUACAGUAUCUCCUCAAGAACAUGUCCUUCAGGCGAUUUAAACAGUGGCACCCUGCGUGAAAAAUCGCAAUUAAAAUGUAUGCAAAUCAUUUAUCUUCUUAACUUAGACAGAUUACUUUAUCUCCGCCGGAAUGAAUGGCUUAAUCAUUCCUACAAUCUGAAUUAGUUUUCGCUGUUGUCAUUCUUCACAAGGAAAAUUUUGAUGAUAAUCGAUACCUUUUUGUUUUAUUUAACAGAUUCUGGAUCUUAAAGAACAAACGCUUAAUACGAGGACCAAUAGACAUCACUGUUCCACAUAAAGAUGGUGGGAUGGGCCUUCCGAAGGAACUGUACAACAUGGAUGCCGCUGUCGAAUGGGCUGGGAACGGGCGCAUGUAUUUCUUCAAGGGGGAGGACUAUUGGCGUUAUAACUUUUAUCGACGAAGGGUCGACUAUGGGUACCCCAAGAAAAUCUCCAAAGCCUGGCUUAAUGUUCCGAGUAAUCUGAACGCUGCCUUACAGUGGAAGAAUGGCAAAACAUAUUUCUUGAAAGGGAAGAGCUAUUACGCUUUGAAACGUCGAGGAAGACCACGGGUUGAUUCUGGAUAUCCCAAGGAUAUUUCCGCCUACUGGAUGGGAUGUAGCCAAGAGGGACUUAUCAGGGGAAAGAUUUCCCCUGGGAGAUCGUCUUCCUUCUCUGUUUUACCGAAUACUCUUGUCUUGCUGGGAAGCAUGCUAACUUGGUUAAGACUUUAUCAGUAGUGAGCUGAGCUCAAUGGAGAUAUGAACAACAGGAGUUCGAGAAAGAUUCAGGUUUGAGAACUGUAAUAAAACUCUCUGGAGUGGCUCUACAAAGAAUAUAGGAAAACAAAUAGAUAAAAAAUUACUCCUAAGAAAAUAUUCUGAUGUACAUUUCGAGGACGUCAUCUCACUAAUACUACAGAUAUUUAAUUACUCACACAUGCAUGUAACAUUUUCUUCACUUUAGUGAGAAAAUUUGA